AUGGAUCCCAACCCGAUAGAUGACCACUCGAAAAAAUCAAAUGCCGCCCUGCAACCCUUGCAGCCACUAGGGCAUGGGAACGUGAAGCUCACGCCUAACUACUGGUACAGGGGGCCAGAACUGCAGAGUCACCAACGGCAAUAUCAACACCCAUUGACAUACUGGCACCAUCCACAUUCACUGCCAAACCAGCCUGUUUCUCCUCAAGAAGCUUUCCAUGGACAGUCUGUUCCCGCUUCUCCCGCAAUUCCUGAGCAGAAGAAGCAUAAACGUACGAGGAGCGGCUGCUUUACCUGCCGUGCCCGUCGAGUCAAGUGUGAUGAGAAGCGUCCUACCUGUGACCGUUGUGGAAAGGGGAAACGGGAAUGUGUAUAUCCCCCACCAGUUCAAAAGUCAGCAAAGAAACAUAGCGUGAAAGUGGAAGAGACCUGCCCAGUGAUUGCCGAAAGCGAGCCCGAAGGUGAAGAGAACGAGAAGGACCAAAAUGCCAGUCGAAUUACAUCGAAAAAUCCCCAAGAGGCAAAAUCGCCAGACCACACAGCGGAGCGACGUACAAGUAAUACUGUCAGGAAAAAGCUCGGAACUCGUCGAUCUGCCAAUACCAGCCAUCAACAGAAAUCCGUGAAUUCGGAUACCUGGGCAACCUCGCAAGACGCUAGUGUAUCCCCUGCCAGUGAUGUGACAGCGCAUUCUACAGGGUCCCACAGCCCUACAGCCCAUGCCGAUACUUUUUGGGAUCCACAUGACGAUAUCCCAGACUCUGCAUCUAGCAUUGCAGAUACCCCUAGUCUUAGUGACGAUGUAAAAUUCUUUCUAGGAUACCAUACGCAGCACAUCACACACACACACUACAUGAUGAAAUCUGUUGCUGCCAAAUUCAUUAGCGAAGACCUGAUGAAAUACGCCUUAGAAUACGAACCUCUUCUUUAUGCCGUGGUCGCAUUUUCUGCCUAUCAUUAUUCUAUUCGGCAUCCUAAUGGCCGGCUCUAUACCUUUCUUCAAUACUACAACAAAUCUGUUUCAUCGCUGCUUUUUUCUCUGAAAAGUCACCAACCUCACAAAGAUGCUACGAUUCUCACUAUACUUCAACUAACUACUUUCGAGGAAUACGUUGGAGACUGGGUCAAUCUUAUAGACCAUCAUCACGCAGCUCACCAGAUGAUUCUUCAAUUAUACUCACCUGACAAGGUCUUAGAUGACAGAUUCCGCAUGCACAUCGUCCAUUGGAACAUGAGGUACGAUGUCAUGGCUGGUUUGAUGGCCGGUAAUGCCACAAUCCUGGGCCGAGAAUGGUAUAUAAGAGCAGAGAAGAAAGCGUACCAGGAAGCUACAGACGAUCCCAAUUCUCUGAGCAAGGAGCUCUUCGCCUUUUGUGCCUGCAACAAGCGGUGCGCAGUGGAUCUUGCCUCUCUCCUCGGCAAAGUUUCCCAGAACCUCAUCUCCCAAGAGGAAUUCCUCGCCGAAGGAAGAGUGAUCACUGAGACUAUGACAGAAAUGAUUCGAAAGCUCGGCGAAUACAAUGACCCAAAUUACCUGGUCAUGAGUUAUCCAGAGAAGAUACCGUUGGGGAUAAAUGACAUUGUCGAUCCCUAUGUUCCGGGGCUUGUCCAUACUAGUCCGUUUAGUGAAGUUGAUUUAGUUAAACUGGAACUCCGAAGCAGCCUCUUAAUGUACAACUGCCAAAUCGGUUUGAUCACACAAUCACUGGAACCAGCUGAAAUGUCGAAAUUUGCAUUGGAACAAUGCCAGCUGGUUGAGACGAUAAACAGGCUACCCGAAAAGGCCUCAAUGUUCCCUCUAAUGUUUCAUAAUGUACUGGGCUUGAUUUGCUUGUACAUUCCGCCUGAUGAUCGACAUAGGAUGUGGUGUCGGAAAAGGCUUGCUGAGAUGGAACAACACGGUUACAUAUACCCUCCCGCAUUUCGAGCGAGGGUAGCAGAUAUCUGGAAAGUCCCUGAAGUUGCAGACUGGUGGCUGCCAAACAGCGAAGGAUAUCCCAAAUUAGUUCGAGAGAUCCGAGAAUGGACGUCAGAACGUACUACGAAUCCUAGAGACAAUUUCAGGGAGGCAGUGAGGGAUAUCCGGUCUAUUUUCGGUAGAAUGACUUGCUCCGACGAUAGCAGCCAGGGCAGCUCGCCAAGCGCGCAUAGUGGAAUCCAUCAAAGGCUAUCACCCCCACAGUCCCCCCCCUAA
Molecule: messenger RNA, 2193 nt
Organism: Nannizzia gypsea CBS 118893
Lineage: Eukaryota; Fungi; Ascomycota; Eurotiomycetes; Onygenales; Arthrodermataceae
Exons: 5
Coding region: 1-2193 (730 amino acids)
Biological process (GO): positive regulation of transcription by RNA polymerase II
Cellular component (GO): nucleus
Molecular function (GO): DNA-binding transcription factor activity, RNA polymerase II-specific; transcription cis-regulatory region binding; zinc ion binding
Source: RefSeq, a predicted model, not a curated record